AUGUUUGAGAGCAAUAUUCCACUGACUAUAAUCAUAAUAAUAAUUCUUAUAAUGGAUUUCUUGAUUAGGAUAAAUACUUAAUAAUAUUAAAAUGGAUAAGCUAUACGAGAUAGAUGGAGACUUAUUGUAUAUUAGGCAAAAAAGUCAAUGCUUAUUGAUUUUUUAUCAAUAAUAAUAAUGAUAGUAUUUUUAUCUAUUGAACCAUAAGAUUAGUACUAUAACCUAUUCACAUUAGUUACAUUAACAUAAUAUUCUUAUGUUUAUGAGAUACUUUCAAAAAGUGAAUAACUCUCAUAUUUUACUAGACCUUAAAGAGGAAUAUUAGGUUUACUGAAGUUUGUAGCAACACUGUUUUAUAUUUUGCAUCUGUUCAGUUGUGUUUGGUUUUGGAUCUCAAGUUUGCAAAUAGAGGAUUCCUGGAUUGAUUUUAAGGAUUUAACUAAUAAAUCUUGGCAAUUAUAAUAUUUGGAAGCCUUAUAUUUUGCAAUUAUUAAUGUACCUAAGAACCCAACUGAGAAAAUUCAUCACAAUCUAUAUAUCAUAUCUUGGAGCAUUGUGAACUGUGUUAUUGGAGGCAUUAUGAAUAGACAUCAACUCAAAAUUAAGUUGAAAGAAAUUAGAAGAUGCAGACGCUGUUAUCUUAAUACAGCUAUAUCCGACAAAAACGAAAUUAUCCCUUUUGCCUUGCAACAUUAUGUAUUAAUAGCCAUUUUAUUCAUAGAAUAAAGGAGUACUUAACCUUAUAGGUGGAAAGAAGAUGAUGAGGUGGAUUUAGAAAUAGAAUAAGCAUUAUUGGAUCAAUUGUCUGAUGAACUAAAAGAAGAAUUAGAUAAAUAAGCUCAUAAAGUCUUUAUUGAGAAAUCUAUUUUAUUGCAAUAGUUUUUUAGUGAUGAAUUUAGAAAUGCUCUGUUCAAGAGCAUCAAAAGGAAAAUUAUUCCACCAGAAAAUACAUUUUAAAUUGAUUUUAAUGGUUAACAUCAUCUUUGUUUUAUUGAAUAAGGACAUCUGUUGUAUUAACAUAAAGAUUCAAAAUAGAGAUCUAAAAUGAAUACCAUCAUAACUGUAGGAGAAUUUCUUUGUGUUAAAGAAUUUAUAAUCGAAGAUCCUGAAAUGGAACUUUUCAAAGCUGUUGGAUAUGUUAGUCUCCUAGUUUUAUCCAAAUAAGAAUUCUUAUAAACACUGAAAGACUUUCCAGACGAUUUUCAAAAAUAUUGUUAAUUGAAAGACUCAAUAAUUCUAAAUUUAGAUUCAAUAGUUUUAACAAAAAGUGUCUAUUGUCCUGCUUGUUAACAAUUUGAACACUCAUUAACUCAUUGUCCUUAUAUUUAAUUAAAGUCUAACAGAGAAGUAGUAAUAAAACGUUAUUAACAUUCAACCAAUUAAUAGAGAGCACCAUUUUCAAGAAGAAGAUAGAAAAAUAUAUUUUUGGCCUUAUCAGAAAAAGAAUUAGUGGCAGAGUUUGCUAAGGUGUUUUCUAGUGACAACUAACUCAUUAUCAAUUAAUAACUCAAAAUUUAUCUUAACCAUGAAUCUGAUCUAUUCGAAUCUAAUUCUGUUGAACCUCCACCUUCAAAUGAUAAUAUUAAAUUAACUCCCCAGAUGUAAUAGGCUAGCCUUGCUCCUUAAUCUGCGGCGUGUGCGGAUUUACUAAGCAGCAUAAGAAUUCAGAAAAACUUAAUUAGGGAAACGGACAUUGAUCUUAAAGGAGAAUUGAGAUAAUAAUUAAAUUAAGGAAGAAUAAUUAGGAAAAUGACUCUUCAUCCAUAAAACAAAUAAAUUAAAAAGAGUACUACGACUACUUUUACUGUGAGACAUAUUUAAGAUGAAGAAGUAGAAGACAAAUAAUUGGCAAUAGAAUUUCAGAAUUCUCAAAAUGAAAAUAUAAUACUUCUCUAUAAUAAAUUAAUAAAGCAAGAUUAGGAUGAGCUUAUAGUCAGGUAAGCCUUAAGUCAAAUUGAACCUCUGUUCUGGAAGUUAAAUCAAAAAACUAUAGAUAACUUUGAAGUUCUAAAAAAUUAUGAUUAUUUUUAUUGUCAUCAUAAUGUUUAGUAGAUAAUUGACGUUGUAAAUAAAAAUAUCCAUUCAUGGCAAAAGGAUAUCAUAGAUAAGCUAUAGAAAUUCAUGUUUUUCCCUUUCAAUUAUAUACUCAAGUAUCUCAAAUUAAGACGCAAUAGGAUGAAUCAAGCAAUUAUAGAGAAAAGCAAUAAGUUUAAGAGGAUAAAGAACAAAUUAAGAAUGAUGCAAUUAAGGAGUAACUUACACUUGAAAAAGAUGUCAACAUCAUCAAACAAGAACAUACGAUUUAGCUAAAUAUUGCCUUCAUAAUUUCCAUCUUAAGAUUCAAUUAUUGCCUGA
Molecule: messenger RNA, 2355 nt
Organism: Paramecium tetraurelia
Lineage: Eukaryota; Ciliophora; Oligohymenophorea; Peniculida; Parameciidae
Exons: 4
Biological process (GO): potassium ion transmembrane transport; regulation of membrane potential
Molecular function (GO): voltage-gated potassium channel activity
Source: RefSeq, a predicted model, not a curated record